CACUCUCUCACCCACUUCAGCCUACGCCUUUUCUAUUUCUGUGGCUGGCGCAUCCAACAUCUUGAGCUUCCACAAACCGCAAUCAUGGCGGAGGCCCCUAUUGUCCUCGAUGGCGGAACCGGCUUCCUCAAGGUUGGCUACGCGGCCCAGAACUUCCCCGAAUUCCAAUACCCCUCUAUCGUCGGAAGACCGAUCCUGCGUUCCGAAGAAAAGGGCGACCCCACCUCUGUAAUUAAGGAUAUCAUGUGUGGUGACGAAGCAGCGGCAGCGAGGACCAUGUUACAGGUCUCAUACCCGAUGGAGAAUGGCAUUGUCAAGAAGUGGGAUGAUAUGCAGCACCUAUGGGACUAUACUUUCUACGAGAAGAUGAAGGUGGACACGACAGGGCGGAAGAUCCUCCUGACAGAGCCGCCUAUGAACCCUCUCAAGAACAGGGAGCAGAUGUGCGAAGUUAUGUUUGAGCGGUACCAGUUCGGCGGCGUAUACGUUGCCAUCCAGGCAGUUCUCGCGCUUUACGCACAAGGUCUCUCAUCCGGUGUCGUUGUCGACUCCGGUGACGGUGUAACCCACAUUGUCCCUGUCUACGAAUCCACCGUUCUAAACCACCUCACGCGCCGCCUCGAUGUCGCCGGCCGCGACGUAACCCGCAACCUAAUCUCCCUGCUCACCCGCCGCGGAUACGCCCUCAACCGUACCGCCGACUUCGAGACCGCGCGCCAGAUCAAGGAGAAGCUCUGCUACGUCUCGUACGACCUGGAGUUGGACAAGAAGCUCUCCGAGGAAACUACCGUCCUGGUAGAGAGCUACACCCUCCCCGACGGCCGCGUCAUCCGCGUCGGCAGCGAGCGCUUCGAAGCCGCCGAAUGCCUCUUCCAGCCCCACCUCGUCGACGUCGAGCAACCCGGCAUCGCCGAGUUCCUCUUCAACACCAUCCAGGCCGCUGACGUCGACGUGCGCUCCUCCCUCUUCAAGGCCAUCGUGCUCUCAGGCGGCAGCAGCAUGUACCCCGGCCUGCCGUCGCGCCUCGAGAAGGAGCUCAAGCAGCUGUGGCUCACGCGCGUUCUGGGCGGGAACCCAGAGCGCUUGGGCAAGUUCAAGGUGCGCAUUGAGGACCCGCCGAGGAGGAGACACAUGGUGUUCCUGGGUGGCGCGGUGCUGGCGAAUAUCAUGGCGGAUAAGGAGGCGAUGUGGAUUAGCAAGCAGGAGUGGGAGGAGCAGGGGGCGCGGGCGCUGGAGAAGCUCGGACCGAGAUAGAGAGGGGGGUAGAUGAUAGAGAUGGGGGGAGGUAAGUGGUUCAUAGCGACAAAAUUAUAUAUCUUUCUCAUGGUCACGAAAGGAAUGUCUGCAGAGCUACGUGGGAAACAAUAGGAGUG
This is a messenger RNA of Pseudogymnoascus destructans, 1373 nucleotides long. It is a transcript of the gene ARP2, whose product is annotated as actin- protein. Gene Ontology annotation, molecular function: actin filament binding. The record is from RefSeq and is a predicted model, not a curated record. The coding region runs from base 85 to 1254 and encodes 389 amino acids. Gene Ontology annotation, biological process: Arp2/3 complex-mediated actin nucleation. Gene Ontology annotation, cellular component: actin cortical patch; Arp2/3 protein complex. The transcript is spliced from 4 exons. Lineage: Eukaryota; Fungi; Ascomycota; Leotiomycetes; Thelebolales; Thelebolaceae.